Messenger RNA from Eremothecium cymbalariae DBVPG#7215, 1026 nucleotides. It is a transcript of the gene AIM45, whose product is annotated as Aim45p. Bases 1 to 1026 code for a protein of 341 amino acids. The record is from RefSeq and is a predicted model, not a curated record. Lineage: Eukaryota; Fungi; Ascomycota; Saccharomycetes; Saccharomycetales; Saccharomycetaceae. The transcript has a single exon. Gene Ontology annotation, molecular function: electron transfer activity; flavin adenine dinucleotide binding. Gene Ontology annotation, cellular component: mitochondrion.
AUGUUUAGGUUUAUGGCAGGCAGAUCUGGAUUCCCUGGCGCCUUCGGCAGGGUAUUACGUUAUAGGUUUUCUUCUACAUUGGCAUUUGUUGAAACCGAUAGAACAGGCGGUAUAGCAGUAUCUUCUUUAUCUGCUUUGAAAGCAGCGACACAGCUGGGUAAUCCCAUAACUGCAUUAUUGGUUGGUUCUAGUACAGAUGCUGCUGUGGGACAGUUGAAUGAGCUCGAUUGUCCUCAGUUGAAGAAGAUUAUGGUAGCUAAGAAUGCGGUAUAUGAAAAUUAUUUACCGGAGAGGGUUACACCGCUAUGUGUUGAAUUGUUAAAAGACCAGGAAUAUAGUCAUUUUAUUGUUUCUGCUUCUGCUGUUGGCAAGAACAUCUUGCCCCGUAUUGGUGCUCUUUUAGAUGUGCAGCCAGUGAACGAUGUCAUUACCAUCAACAAUAACAAGACGUUUGUGAGGCCUAUUUACGCAGGUAAUGCGCUGAUUACAGUGGAGGAUACACAGUCAAAGGUGUUGAUUAGUGUGAGAUCUUCUUCGUUUGAUAUGGUUGCAUCAGGGUCUAACGAUGCUGUUGUUGAGGAAGCUCCCGUUGUGGAGGUUUCAGACCUUGAUGUUAAGUGGGAGGGUGCAAGUUUAGUACAGUCUGAAAGACCUGACUUGGGUUCCGCUGUGAGAGUUGUCUCAGGUGGGCGUGGUUUGAAGAAUAAGGAGACAUUUGAAAAACUUGUUCAGCCUUUAGCAGAUGCUUUGGGCGCUGGUAUUGGGGCUACCAGAGCAGCUGUUGACGCAGGUUUCUGUGACAACUCCUUACAAGUUGGCCAAACUGGGAAAAUCAUUGCCCCAGAUUUAUAUGUCGCUGUAGGUUUAUCUGGUGCAAUCCAGCAUCUAGCUGGUAUGAAAGAUUCUAAAACCAUUGUAGCCAUUAACAAAGAUCCAGAGGCACCAAUCUUCCAGAUAGCGGAUUAUGGCCUUGUAGGUGAUUUAAAUGAGAUCAUUCCCCGUCUGACUGAAAAACUAAAGCAAUGA